Hansenula ciferrii is the source of this 1158-nucleotide messenger RNA. RefSeq names its product Phosphoglycerate kinase (gene PGK2). Gene Ontology annotation, molecular function: ADP binding; ATP binding; phosphoglycerate kinase activity. The transcript has 2 exons. Lineage: Eukaryota; Fungi; Ascomycota; Saccharomycetes; Phaffomycetales; Wickerhamomycetaceae. Bases 1 to 1158 code for a protein of 385 amino acids. Gene Ontology annotation, biological process: gluconeogenesis; glycolytic process. Gene Ontology annotation, cellular component: cytosol. The record is from RefSeq and is a predicted model, not a curated record.
AUGUCACUAAAGAACAAAUUAUCCAUCAAAGACGUUGAUUUGAAAGAUAAAAGAGUCUUGAUCCGAGUUGAUUAUAACGUUCCUCAUAUUGAUAAAAAAAUCUUAGAUAAUCAAAGAAUUAUCGCCACUUUACUAACAAUUAAAUAUGCACUGGAACAAAAUCCAAAAGUUAUCAUUUUAGCUACUCAUUUAGGUAAACCAAAUGGGAAAAUUACGAAGGAAUUAUCUUUGGAUUUCAUUGCUAAAGAAUUAUCAAAGUUAUUAGAUCAAGAAGUUGAAUUAUUACCUGAUUGUAUUGGCCCUAAGGUUGAAAAAGUUAUAAAUGAAUCUUCAAAGGGGAAGAUUUACCUUUUAGAAAACUUGAGAUUUCAUAUAGAAGAAGAAGGUUUUAGAAAAUAUGGGUUUAAAGAAUUUGCUUCAACUAGAAAUGUUGAAAAAUUUAGAUCAGAUUUAUCAAAAUUAGGUGAUGUUUAUAUUAAUGAUGCAUUUGGUACUUGUCAUAGAGAACAUUCUUCAAUUGUUGGCAUUAAUAUCAAAGAAAGAGCUUCAGGUUUAUUAUUAUCUAAAGAAAUAGAAUAUUUUGAAAAAACAUUGAAAUCAGAACCUGCAAGACCAUUUUUAGCAAUUGUUGGAGGUGGUAAAAUUAAUGAUAAAAUUGAUUCAAUUGAUAGUUUACUUGAUAAAGUUGAUACAUUACUUAUUGGUGGUGGUAUGUCUUGUACUUUUUUAAAAGUUUUGAAAAAUAUGAAUAUUGGGCAUGCAACUGUUGAAGAAGGAAUUCCUCAUUUCUGGCAAGUUCUUGAUAUCGGGCCUAAAACUAGAGAAUUAUAUGAUUCAAAAUUAUCAAAAGCUCAAACUAUAAUUUGGAAUGGUCCAUUAGGUGUUGUUAAAUUCUCAAGUUUUGCCAAAGGUACUAAAACUAUUGUUGAUUCUGUUAUUAAAUAUGCAGAUAUGGGUAAAAAAGUUAUCAUUGGAGGUGGUGAUACUGCAACUAUGGUUUAUGAAACUGGUCAAGCUGAUAAACUUGAUCAUGUUGCAACUGGGAGUGGUGCAACUUUGUGUAUUUUAGAAGGUAGAGAUCUACCUGGAGUUACACAUCUUUCAAAUAAAGAAUCUGGUGAUGACCUUGUUGCAAAGAUUAAAGGAUUGAGUAUUUAG